Molecule: messenger RNA, 562 nt
Organism: Saprolegnia parasitica CBS 223.65
Lineage: Eukaryota; Oomycota; Saprolegniomycetes; Saprolegniales; Saprolegniaceae
Exons: 1
Coding region: 30-527 (165 amino acids)
Biological process (GO): regulation of transcription by RNA polymerase II
Cellular component (GO): nucleus
Molecular function (GO): DNA-binding transcription factor activity, RNA polymerase II-specific; RNA polymerase II cis-regulatory region sequence-specific DNA binding
Source: RefSeq, a predicted model, not a curated record
UGAAGAGCCACGGGAAUAACCGCCGCAGCAUGCCAUUCUUGCUUGGCGUGAUGGACGAUCGCAUGGAGCCGACGCGGCUUUGGGCGCCCAAGGAAGAGGCCUUUGGGCCCGCCGACGCCCACAUCCUCGCGACGCUCCUCGGCCUGCGCCCGCCGGCCGUGCCCAAGCCGCAUGUGUGCGACGUGUGCAAGAAGCAGUUCCGCGCCAAGUCGGAGCUCGUGACACACGAGCGGACGCACACGGGCAGCAAGCCGUUCGCUUGCAAGUACGACGGCUGCAACAAGCGCUUUGCGCAUAGCUCCAACCUCGGCGCGCACCACAAGGCGCACGAAGGCAUCAAGCCGUACAUGUGCACGCACGACGGCUGCAACAAGCGGUACGCCCACAGCGGGUCGCUCAAGGAGCACGUCUGGAAGCACUAUGGCGUCAAGCCGUUCGCUUGUCAAGUCGCCGACUGCAACCGGACCUUUACGCAGCGCUCCAACUUUGCCCGCCACAUGAAGAAAUGCCACGGCGUCCCACCGUGAUGCUGCGUAUUUAAUGACAUCAAUAACGUCUCUAC